Zea mays is the source of this 822-nucleotide messenger RNA. RefSeq names its product 40S ribosomal protein S12. NCBI's taxonomy places the organism in Eukaryota, Viridiplantae, Streptophyta, Magnoliopsida, Poales, Poaceae. Bases 185 to 607 code for a protein of 140 amino acids. Gene Ontology annotation, biological process: translation. Gene Ontology annotation, molecular function: structural constituent of ribosome. The transcript has 5 exons. Gene Ontology annotation, cellular component: ribosome. The record is from RefSeq and is a predicted model, not a curated record.
GAAGUAAGCCCACAGGCCCCAGCUAGACAUUUAGCCCGCAGAGGCCCGGUUCAUCGAGCCGGCAGCCGUGCACUAUAAUUCCGCCUUCUCCCAUUCUCUCUCCAAAACCCUAGCAGCCACCCGGUUCUCCCUCGCUCCAGAUCUCCCUUCGCAGCCGGCCAGGGACCCCUUCACAGCGCGGGAGAUGGCUGAUCAGGAGGCCCCAGUUGCAGUUGAGGCACCAACCCCAGUUCUUGGAGAGCCAAUGGACUUGAUGACUGCGCUGCAGCUGGUGAUGAAGAAGUCAAGUGCUCAUGAUGGACUUGUGAAGGGUCUUCGCGAGGCUGCCAAGGCCAUUGAGAAGCAUGCUGCUCAGCUUUGCGUUCUUGCUGAGGACUGUGACCAGCCAGAUUAUGUCAAGCUGGUGAAGGCGCUCUGUGCUGAACACAAUGUUCACCUUGUCACUGUUCCUGCUGCUAAGACUCUUGGCGAGUGGGCUGGGCUUUGCAAGAUUGACUCCGAGGGCAAGGCAAGGAAGGUUGUAGGCUGCUCCUGUGUCGUUGUCAAGGACUACGGUGAAGAAUCUGAGGGCCUUAACAUAGUGCAGGAGUAUGUCAAGUCGCACUAGAUGUAACACGUUUCAGUAAUACUCUACAUUUGGAUCUGGGCUUAAUAUUAUGCUUGCGUCUUGGGCUUGCUAGGAGAUUAGGACAAUUUACUACAAGAGCCCAUGAGGAUAUGAGCAAUUUGGAAUUCUAAAUGUUUUGUUUAUGGUGUUGUCAUCUGGUUUUAAUUCAAAUCGAUAAGAGAUGAGAUUAUUCUUGCUUUGCCAUUAGCCCAUUA